Messenger RNA from Neocloeon triangulifer, 1616 nucleotides. RefSeq names its product UDP-glucosyltransferase 2-like. The record is from RefSeq and is a predicted model, not a curated record. The coding region runs from base 88 to 1614 and encodes 508 amino acids. Lineage: Eukaryota; Metazoa; Arthropoda; Insecta; Ephemeroptera; Baetidae. The transcript has 6 exons. Gene Ontology annotation, molecular function: UDP-glycosyltransferase activity.
GGUCCAUCGAGCAAACAAUUUGGACUGAUUACGCUUUCGACUCUUCUUGAGUUCAUUUCGCUGGGUUGAAAAGAGAGCGUAGCCAAAAUGCUCCGCUUCCAUAUAUUGCUAACCGUGUUAUUGCUCUUUGUGACCGGUUCUAGGGGUGCAAAAAUUUUGGCAAUCACGUUAGUUUCGUCACCAAGCCACGGAAUCUGGAACCGGGUUUUGUUGGAGGCGCUGGCAGCAAAGGGACAUGAGGUCACAUCGUACAUGCCAUUUGUCGGCAAGAAUAAGACUGGAAUCACCUACUACGAAGUUGGAGGAUAUUAUUCUGACGAAGAGGUGAUGGAAUUGACCGAUUUAAAUUUGAAGGAACAGUUAGAGAAUCUGUGGAUUUAUGGUGACAGCAUCAACAAAAUGCAAUCGCAAACUGAUUUGCCUAAGCAACUGGUGAAAGAGAGUCAAAACCAGUAUGACUUGGUAAUAUUUGAGUUUUGUUUCGGCGAGUAUGCGACGACCCUGCUUCCAAGUUUUAAUGCGCCGAUUUUUGCUAUAAAUGCGUACUCCGAUGGCUUUUGGCACUGGGACCAAAUGGGUGCGGAAAACUACCCAUCCGCAUUUGCGCAACCUCUGAUGACCUUUAGGCCACCCAUGAGCUUUUUAGAACGCACUCUGAAUUUCAUCACUCUCAGUUACGACAGAUACUUGUAUAGGCAAUACAAGAAGCGCCAACAAGAAGUUGCACAUGAAACGUUUGGCAAAAACAUUGCCCAAAUUGAAGAUGUCCAGCAAACGUUCGAAUUCUUACUAGUUAAUUCAGGACCUCCAGGUAUUGACCCUGGAAGAUCGUUGCCUCCAAAUGUGAAGGAGGUCGGCUGCCUCCCAUGCCGACCUGCAGAUCCUAGCAAACUUCAAAACGAUGUGAAAGAUUUUCUCGACAGCGCCACUGAUGGUUUCAUUUACUUUAGUCUGGGCAGUAACUUAAAAAGUAGCCUUCUUCCGAAGGAAAACAUUGCAGAUAUUUUAGACGUGUUUAGCAGACUAAAAAUUAAAGUGCUUUGGAAGUUUGAGAAGGAUGAUUUACCUGGAAAGCCACAGAAUGUGAUGAUCAACAAGUGGCUCUCCCAGCAAGACGUUCUUGGCCACAAAAAUGCUCGCCUUUUCAUAUCUCACGGUGGUCGUCUGAGUACUCAAGAAGCCACUUACCAUGGUGUACCUUUGUUUGUCAUGCCUUUCCUUUUCGAUCAACAUAAAAAUGCAGAGACUGUGAUUAACGCGGAAGUUGGCGUUAAAAUGAAGUACAGCGACUUCACCAAAGAGCGAUUUGACGCUGCGAUUAAAGAAGUCUUGAAUAACCCUCGUUAUAAAAGCAAUGCCGCGAGACGGUCAGAAAUUGCGAAGGAUUCUUUGCACACGCCGUUGGAGGAAGCAAUCUUUUGGGUCGAAUACGUAAUUCGCCACAAAGGGGCCAAACACCUUCGACCCGCCGGCCAACACCUCAACUGGAUCCAACUGCAUUCAAUUGAUGUCAUCGCGUUUUUACUUGCGCCUGUGCUAUUAAUUUUACUUUUGAUCAAAAAGAUUGUUAAAAAGAUUUUUUUGAAGGAUAAACGUAAAUUAAAGAAGAAUUAAGA